Messenger RNA from Gastrolobium bilobum, 1221 nucleotides. RefSeq lists its product as uncharacterized. The transcript is spliced from 5 exons. The coding region runs from base 1 to 1221 and encodes 406 amino acids. NCBI's taxonomy places the organism in Eukaryota, Viridiplantae, Streptophyta, Magnoliopsida, Fabales, Fabaceae. Gene Ontology annotation, biological process: protein transport. The record is from RefSeq and is a predicted model, not a curated record.
AUGGGUAAGAAACUGGAUGCUCUGCUGGGUAGAAAUUUCAAGGCUGAAAAGUUCAAGCCAACCGUUAACCUUGCAAUCUCUCGCCUCGCUGUCCUCAAAAACCAGAGGCAGUCACGCUUCAAACAAGCCCGUUCGGAUGUUCUUCAACUUCUCCAACUUGGUCACCACCAACGAGCUCUCCUUCGAGCAGAGCAUGUGAUCAAGGAGCAGAAUAUGCUGGAUGUGUAUGGUGAGAUUGAAGGAUACUGCAACCUCUUGAUUGAAAGGGUCCACCUCAUUGCACAAGAAAGAGAAUGUCCCGAGGAACUAAAGGAGGCAGCAUCAGGAUUACUCUACACGGCAUCGAGGUGUGGAGAUUUUCCAGAGAUUCAAGAGAUUCGUGCAAUUCUAACUUCUAGAUUUGGGAGAGAGUUCGCUGCGCGUGCUAUCGAGUUAAGGAACAACUGUGGAGUCCAUCCUCAGAUAAUACAAAAGCUGUCACCGAGAAUGCCGAGCUUGGAAAGCAGAAUGAAAGUACUCAAAGACAUUGCAUCUGAGAACAGUAUUAGUCUGCAGCUUGAAGAAGUCUCUUCUGUUACAGAUGAGGAACAAGUCAAUUUGAAAAGGCAAAACCAGCAUAAGCCUGAGAUAAGGGAAGAAGAGAAUCUCCACAUUUUGCCUAACAGAGGAAAAGAUGGGGAGUUGAUUGAUUCCUUUGAGGCCAGGAAAAAGUAUAAGGACGUAGCUGAUGCAGCACAAGCAGCUUUUGAGUCAGCAGCACAAGCAGCAGCUGCUGCUAGAGCAGCUAUAGAACUCUCAAGAUCUGAAUCACAUGAUCCCGAUGAUCAUAAUAGUUCAAUCCCCCGACCAAGAAAAGUGUUUGAUGGACAUGAUUCUGUGAUAGCUAUGUCUCAAUUGGAAGACAAGGAAAUCCUCACUGAAAAAGAAGUCAACAAGAAUGUAGCAGAGUUAGAGAAGCCAAAGGACAUUUUUAUUUCAAAUUCACCUGACGAGAUUUUAAAGGGGGAUACUGUGUCAAUGGAUGUAGAAAUUGAGGCUGAUCCUUUUUAUGAGAGUGGUAACGAGACCAAUGAUCAGCAGAAGAACAUUCAAUCUUCUGAGCAGAUACCUUUAAAGUAUCAUACUGGUAUAGAGAUUAAUGAAGUGUCGGAAUCCAAGAUGCUGAGCGCACCUCGUGUGGAUUUGGAUAAGAGGCCAUUUUCAGUGAGGACUAGACGAUAA